This is a messenger RNA of Cinclus cinclus, 2775 nucleotides long. RefSeq names its product BCAR1 scaffold protein, Cas family member (gene BCAR1). The transcript has 7 exons. Lineage: Eukaryota; Metazoa; Chordata; Aves; Passeriformes; Cinclidae. Gene Ontology annotation, biological process: cell migration; cell surface receptor protein tyrosine kinase signaling pathway. The coding region runs from base 1 to 2775 and encodes 924 amino acids. Gene Ontology annotation, cellular component: cytoplasm; plasma membrane; focal adhesion. Gene Ontology annotation, molecular function: protein binding. The record is from RefSeq and is a predicted model, not a curated record.
AUGAACUACCUGAACGUGCUGGCCAAGGCGCUGUACGACAACGUGGCCGAGUCCCCGGACGAGCUCUCCUUCCGCAAGGGCGACAUCAUGACGGUGCUGGAGCGCAACACGCAGGGGCUGGACGGCUGGUGGCUCUGUUCGCUCCAUGGCCGGCAGGGCAUCGUUCCCGGGAACCGCCUCAAGAUCCUCGUGGGGAUGUACGACAAGAAGCAGCCGCAGCAGCAAGCGCCUGGCCCGGCACAGGGGCAGGCAUCGCCGCAGCCAUCGGUACCCCAGCCGGCUUUGCCCUUCCACCACCAAGGGGGCUACACCCCGCUGUCGCCUGCCUCGCAGUACACACCCAUGCACCCUGCUUAUGCCCCCCAAGGGGACAAUGUCUACCUGAUGCCAGUCCCCAACAAGGGACAGCAGGGUCUGUACCCGGGCUCGGCGCCCACUGGACAGUUUCCUCCUGCCCCAGCUAAACAGCCUUCCACCUACCCAAAGCAGGCACCUCCCCACACCUUUCCCAGUUCCGGCCAGGAAAUCUACCAGGUGCCCCCCUCCCUGGGCCAGGCAGCAGAGGCAUACCCAGGGGGCUCUGCCACUCCCCCCCAGGAUGUCUACCAGGUUCCUCCCUCAGCUGGUCAGUCUCAAGAAAUCUACCAGGUGCCACCAUCACUGGACAUGAGAAGCUGGGAAGGGCACAAGCCCCAGGGAAAGGUGCUGGUGCCCACCCGUGUGGGCCAGGUGUAUGUCUAUGACUCCCCCAAGGGUGAGCAGGUUGAGUAUGAUUUCCCUCGCCACCUCGUCUCCACAGGCUCCCAGGAGAUCUAUGAUGUGCCACCUGUCCGAGGAGGGGUCCCAAGCCAGUUUAGCCAGGAGGUCUAUGACACCCCUCCCAUGGCAGUGAAGGGUCCCAAUGGGCAGGACCCGGGCCAGGAGAUCUACGAUGUGCCCCCCAGCGUGGAGAAGAACCUGCACCAAACUGUAAGUGCUGCUGGGAGCAAUGCUGACAGUGCCACUGCUCUGCCCUUGCAGGUGUACGAUGUCCCCCCCUCAGUGAGCAAGGAUGUGCCAGAUGGCCCAGUGCGGGAGGAGACCUACGAUGUGCCCCCUGCCUUUGCCAAGCAGAAAGCCUUCGAUGCCUCCCGCCACCCCCUCAUCCUGGCCCAGCAGGACCCCUGCUUGCCAGAGGAUGUCUACGAUGUGCCCCCGGCAGCUGGGAAAGGUGCUCCUGAGCUUCCACUCUCCCAUGAAAUUUAUGAUGUGCCCCCCAGCCUCAAGAAGCUGGGGGGAUCCACCUUCACUUCCCAAGAGGUGUACGAUGUGCCCCGGGACCUGCACGCCCCAGGCAAGGGCUCUGUGGACACGGAGGGCGAGUACAUCUACGAUGUCCCACCACAAGUAGACCGUGAGGCCAAGGGCGCUGAUGGCAAGCGCCUCUCGGCCUCCAGCACAGGCAGCACCCGCAGCAACAUCUCCACAUCCUCGCUGGACGUGGUGCCUGUGAAGGAGUCAGCUAAGGGAGCUGGCAAGGAGUUCUCCCUGGACUUGGAUGCCGCCAUGGAGACGCUGGCCAAGCUCCAGAGUGGCAUCAGCAGCGCUGUCUCCUACCUCAUGUCCUUUAUCAGCACCAACUGGCGCAGCCCUGAGCACAUGGAGGUGAACGCUGCUAACAUCCGUGGGGCAGCCGAGGGUGUCCGGACAGCCCUCCGGGAUCUGCUGGAGUUUGCCCGGGGGGCAGUGGGCAAUGCUGCCCAGGCCUCCGACCGCUCCCUCUACACCAAGCUCAGCAAGCAGCUGCAGAAGAUGGAGGAGGUCUACCAAGCCCUGGCACGGCAUGGACAAGCGCUGGAUGCUUGCCACUGGGCCCCCAGUGCUCUGGCCAGCAGCAAGCCGGGCACAGAUGACUUGGAGCACUUCAUCAUGCACUCUCGUGGUGUUCCUGAUGACACCAAGCAGUUGGCUUCUUUCCUGCAUGGCAAUGCCUCCCUUCUCUUCAAACGGACAAAGCCAGCGGUGGAGAGUGGUGGCCAUGGGCCCCCUCACCCCUCCGACAAGGCCAGCAGCAUCCAGUCCCGGCCCCUGCCCUCCCCUCCCAAGUUGCUGGCCCAAGAGUCACCUGAUGGGCCCUAUGAGAACAGUGAGAGCGGCUGGAUGGAGGAUUAUGACUAUGUCCAUCUCCAGGGCAAGGAGGAGUUUGAGAAGACCCAGAAGGAGCUGCUGGAGAAAGGCAAUAUCAUCCGGCAGAGUAAGGAUCAGCUGGAGCACCAGCAGCUGAAGCAGUUUGAGCGGCUGGAGCAGGAGGUGACGCGCCCCAUUGACAAUGACCUGUCCAACUGGAGCCCCCCCAAGCACUACAGCCCCGCCCGGGGCAGUGGGACACUGUGUCCUGCUGACCGCCAGCUCCUCCUCUUCUACCUGGAGCAGUGCGAAACCAACCUCACCACGCUCACCAAUGCUGUCGAUGCCUUCUUCACUGCUGUCAGCACCAACCAACCUCCCAAGAUCUUUGUGGCCCACAGCAAGUUUGUCAUCCUCAGCGCCCAUAAGCUUGUCUUCAUUGGAGACACGCUGUCCCGCCAGGCCAAGGCCCAGGAUGUCCAGCACAAGGUGAUGCACUACAGCAACCUCCUCUGUGAGAUGCUCAAGGAGAUUGUGAUGACCACCAAGGCGGCUGCCCUCCACUACCCAUCUCCUGCUGCCUCCAAGGACAUGGUGGAGCGUGUCAAGGACCUCGCCAACAGCACGCAGCAGUUCAGGAUGGUGCUGGGCCAGUUGGCAGCCAUGUGA